GGAGUUUCGAAAACGGAUCGUUUUUGGGAUAACAAGUUAAUCAUCAUGAUACGUGGUACUGAAAAAUGCCUUAUCAUAAUGAUAAUAUUGAUAAUGGCAUUCACAUCAAUUAUCAAUCCUUUGGAAGCGAGUGAUGACGUGGAUGUUCAAUCCGAUGAUUCUGACUAUCAAUUCAAUCGAUUUGUUAAUCCGAAUUUUGUUUCUAAUAGAGGACUGAGAAAAAGGAGAAAAGGUUCAAACCAAGACAACCAAAAAACGUCGUGUGAUUCCGGAAAUUUUCGUUCCAUAUUCGAAAAUAGAAACGGAUUAUUGCAAGAAAAACCUCACCGAUCAGAGAUGCCCAGGAACUAAAGAGAACUAUGGAUGCAAGAAAAUUAAAGAUCUUAACUGUCACUCAAAGCUUUCCGAACAAGAUUCUGAAGACAGAUGUAACAGUUCUGUACUAGAUCAACGGUGUCCAGGCACUUCUUGGUACUGCACGGUUUCGGUCAACACAACUAACGAAUUAUACAAUAAAGCAUGUGAUGGAGUACUUAAAUUGGAUGGUGAAAAGUAUUGCUACAACUUGAAAAAUGGUGCUUGCCAGAAGCCUAUUUCAUCAACAAGGGAGGAUAAAGCUUUCUGUAAAGAAAAUCCUAACGAUUUGCGAUGCUAUUCAUUGAAAAACGGAUUCAUGUCUGUCUUUCCAAAUUUGGCGUUUUGCACGUGGCUUCGUGAUUUUGGAAAUCAUUGGCCGAUUGAAUGCUCCUUCAAACAAGAAGGUAAACUUGGACAAGGAUGCUUUGAGGAUAAUCAUAAAGACUGCAGCUCUGUUCUUUCAAUAAAAGAAACCAAAUAGUUGUGUAAAGGAAACCCGAAUGGAUGGGAUUGUCGAUGUCCUGGAAGCACUUCUCCCACUUGUCCAAAAAAUGCUACCGCGGUUGCAUCUGUAACUACUACUGCAAGCACAUCCACAACAAAGACAAGUCCAACGAAGCCGCCAACUCCAACAUCUCGUCCGACAUCUGCUCCCACGAUUCCCCCACAGCCUUCCGCAAACUCUACCCGAGCACCGGAUAUUGGAAAGACCCUGAGUACCCAACCACCCAGAAGAACGCCUCAGCCACAUCCAAAGCCACCACCACCACCGCCUCCACCAAUACAUGAAGCGCAACCAGAGGUUUCCGAUUCAAACAAACUCGGAACAACUGCAGCAUCUAGGAAGGAUUGUGAGCAGUCCGAUGAGAACUGCAAGACGCCCACGUCAGCUCCAGCAGAAUCAUCUUCAACUGCAGGAAUUAUUGGAGGAGUUGUUGCUUUGGUGGUGGUAUGUGCUCUUGCAGUGCUCUUCUUCUUCUGCUGGAGAAAUCGUAAGAAGGAGAAGCCGAAGGUCGUCAGGAAAGCACCACUUAGAGCACCCAUCCGUCCCAGACAGCCGCCGAAUCAGAAUAUCAAGCCUAUUACGCCUGCGACUCCCACACCAUCUCAGCCAUCAGAGGAAAAUAAGGCUGCAUUGGCCAAGCAGAUUGAAAUGAUGAAAAUCCGGGCCCACAUGAGAAAGGCAGAAGAGCGGCACAAGUGGGACACGAGAACCUCUAAGUUCAAAAAAAAAGGAGCAAUCUUUAUCCCGAUGGAGCCGGACAUCUUGCCAGCUGGUCCACUCCCCAACGACAUCGUUCUGAAGAAAGUGGAGUAUGAUCCAUCCGGCAAUGAGAUGUUUGAUAUUGGAUCCGAUGUCGAUGACAUCGAGCUGGAUGCGUCUUUUAUUGUGGAUCCAAGCACGAUCACGGAGGACGAGCCAACGAAGAACACACCAUCGACAAAGGGAACGGAGACAACAGAGGAUACAAAGAAGCCGACGGGAGGAAAUAAGAAGAAAUAA
Molecule: messenger RNA, 1861 nt
Organism: Caenorhabditis elegans
Lineage: Eukaryota; Metazoa; Nematoda; Chromadorea; Rhabditida; Rhabditidae
Source: the annotation of a RefSeq genome assembly